CCCCGCCCCGCCCAACGGAAUCGCAACCGCCGCCCCUAGAGCGCCCCACAAGGGCGGGAGCCCUCCUCGCGGGGGGGUGGCUUUUGCCGCUCCGUCCCAGGGGUCGGUGCUUCUGGCGGGAGCCUGGGGGUGCGCAGUGCAGCCGGGCUGAUGUUGGGGCUCCGAGGCUUCACUGUGUGGGGCGGGCCUGGUCUCUAAGCACCUCUCUGUGCCCCCCUGCCCAGGGCCUGGCACAUCCCCCAGGGGCCCCAGGAAGAAGGUCCUGAGCCCGUGGGUGGCCGCAGACCUGGGGCUGGAGCCCAGCGCCAAGACCCAGUUGUUUCUCCCCUAGGCACUAGCUAGAAGAAGCAGGAAAGGGCCAUGUGCCGGCUGUGUCUUCCUCUGGGGCUAAGCAGGUGACCGAGCGGGCCAAGGCGAUGAUCCUCGGCCCUGCAUUGCUUCACAUCCGUCAACCGCCUGUCUACAGCCUGACUUCCCAAAGGGAGGCAUGGCCCCCAGGGCUUCCUCAUGGCAAUAGUCACCUCUCUCCUGGCUGCCUGCCACGCGCCCCAGACACAGAUGCCACCGAAAUCCUUUUGACACCUGAAGCUAAUUCAUGCAGUCGCUGCCUGUAUAAUUAACCACAGGCACGUUAAACCCAUACGUGGGGGUUGUGCCCUGACACCAGGACAAUGAACUGCUGACGGCGGGUGCUAGGAAGACAAGCACUACCUAGAAACUCAGUCUUACAAAUUGUACCAAUGUGGCAAAGAAAGCGACGAUGAAAAACCUUGUCAGUUGAUUGUGUAUGAAUGCUAGCAGUCUAGGCGGCAUGCCGGAAGUGGGAGCUCCUGUUGGUGAGAAGAGAUUUCUUUACUAACUGGCACUAGUGGGAUGAUUUGUACCGCUAGAAUUUCAAAACAGCUGAUCACCGCUUUUGGAAGGACAAGGUGGAUACAAGAGAGCCAACAUCUGGACACAGGGCAGAAGCUGCAGGGCCCUGAGAGAGUGCUGCAUCGGGUUGCUGCCACCCACCACUGGAGCCACCCGGAGCUGCAUGGGGUCAAAGGGUUUGACGAGUCUUGCCUUCUGUGACAUCUUGGAUUCGGGUUCCAGGCAAGCAGCAGACUUCGCAGUUCAACAGGGAGGACAUUUCCAAAGAAGGGUCAGACAUGUGUGGUACACUACACAGGGAUGUUACAGAAUGGAAAGAAGUUUGAUUCCUCCAGAGAUCGAAACAAACCUUUCCGGUUCAAGAUCGGCAGACAAGAAGUCAUUAAAGGAUUUGAGGAAGGAGUUGCACAGAUGAGCCUGGGACAAAGAGCAAAGCUAACUUGCACACCUGAGAUGGCCUAUGGAACCACAGGCCAUCCUGGAGUUAUCCCUCCCAAUGCUACCCUCAUCUUCGAUGUGGAGCUGCUCAGGUUAGAGUGACUCCUUGCAGGAGGAGCUGGCUGAAGACAUCUGUUGAUAAUCAUCCAUCCUGUUACUUUUCCCAAUGGUAGGUGGAGUCUUUGCUGGAGUCUCAGCCUUCCCUGCUCAAGCUACCAUGGCAAUAGCUCCUGCCCAUAGUCUCUUUAUCCCUUCAUUUCUCUUUGGUUUUUUAAUCGCUGUUGUGUCGGUAUUUGUCUUUUAUUAGAAGCUUCUUUGCUUUGAGAAAAUCGUCUACGGUUGUAACAUUUUCAGGUUGUACAUUUUAUUUAAUUUGCAUGUGAUUAAAAAUGCACAGUGACAAUUGGAAAAAUUAUAUAUAUAUAUAUAUAUAUAUAUAUAUAUUCCUUAUCAAAAAAACCACUGCCUUACUGUACACUUCAACCAAGAAUACAAAAGGUGCUCAAAAAAACCUAAUGUACAUCUUGUACAUGAAUGGGCAUUAGCCAGACGAGUUACCUGCGCUGCCACUUUUCUCAGCUUGUACGUUCUGCUUGCUGCUGUUUUAAACAAAUGUUUCAUUUGAGAAUAUAAAAAACAAACUCUAUAAAAAUAAAAUCUUGAUACUUUACAAUUCC
Messenger RNA from Alligator mississippiensis (American alligator), 1988 nucleotides. It is a transcript of the gene FKBP1B, whose product is annotated as FKBP prolyl isomerase 1B. Lineage: Eukaryota; Metazoa; Chordata; Crocodylia; Alligatoridae. The record is from RefSeq and is a predicted model, not a curated record. The transcript has 5 exons. Gene Ontology annotation, biological process: regulation of cardiac muscle contraction by regulation of the release of sequestered calcium ion. Gene Ontology annotation, molecular function: peptidyl-prolyl cis-trans isomerase activity. Gene Ontology annotation, cellular component: sarcoplasmic reticulum membrane. The coding region runs from base 1174 to 1413 and encodes 79 amino acids.